AUGCGUUUCACUCUCCUCACGCUCCCUGUGGCUCUGCUCGCCACCGCGGCCUCCAGUCACACCAUCGACUGCUGGGGAAAGGGCCUUCACCCCCCUAUCAAAAGCGUGGACUACAUCACCAGUCUGAUGGACCAGGUCACCAGCGGCCGCAUUGACACCCUCCCCGGCUACUCGGACAGGGAAUCGAUAUACCUCGACGCCGAUUCGUGCAAGGAGCUCGCCUGCUUCAAGGGCGCUCAGGUCCGCUGGUGCAGCACUCGCGAUAGCACUCUCAAGCUCCACAUGCAGAAUAUCGUUGAUGGUCUCAGGUCUAUUCGUCGUGAAUGCCGUGAAGACGGCCUUGAUACUGUUGGUGGUGUUCUCUACCAGCCUGAUAACUGGAAUAUCAUCUUGCAGCAGGAGGACGCGUGCGAGGGCAAGUAA
Molecule: messenger RNA, 423 nt
Organism: Aspergillus versicolor CBS 583.65
Lineage: Eukaryota; Fungi; Ascomycota; Eurotiomycetes; Eurotiales; Aspergillaceae
Exons: 3
Coding region: 1-423 (140 amino acids)
Source: RefSeq, a predicted model, not a curated record